Molecule: messenger RNA, 4794 nt
Organism: Aethina tumida (small hive beetle)
Lineage: Eukaryota; Metazoa; Arthropoda; Insecta; Coleoptera; Nitidulidae
Gene: G9a
Product: histone-lysine N-methyltransferase EHMT1
Exons: 11
Coding region: 206-4516 (1436 amino acids)
Molecular function (GO): p53 binding; protein-lysine N-methyltransferase activity; histone methyltransferase activity
Source: RefSeq, a predicted model, not a curated record
AAUGCAUCGAAUUAGAUAGUUGUCUAAUCAGUAAUUAUACAUUUAAGUAAUCAAUGAAUUAGUGGCGACGUUUUGUGUAUUUAUAUAGUGACAACAUGCAUAACAAACACAUCCCAGUUCACCAGAGACAAUGAAACGGUGCAACAAUUUUUCCCAGUUUAUCGAAAUAUAAUGCAUAUUUGUAAUACAAAAUCGAAAGAAAAACAUGGAAACAACCGAUGAAGGUAACGCCAACACAAAUAACUUUAUCAGUAAAUUGCUUGGUGAAAUGAAGAGCCAAUUUAUGGGUGAGACUGUCAACACUGAGGAACAAUCAAGACCCACCUGUGACAAGGUGGAACCGAAACAGGACGUAAGUUUAUCUAGUCUUAAUAAUGUAAAAGUGAAGACUGAAAAGAGUACAAAUGAUAAUCUAAGGACGACAAAAAAACCAGACACCUCUGACCCUCCUCCAAAGAGAUCACUCAGAAUCAAAAAUUCUGAAGAUAACCGCGAAGGGUUGAAAAGAAGCUCUAGACGGCGGAGCAAGGAGACACGCGAAACCGUUUUACAAAGUGCAAUAGCGAGAAAAGAGAAGUCCUUCACCGUCGCAAACAAACCGAUAAGGAGCACCCGACUGCUCAAACCGACGCAGAAGAUUUUGGAGAAUUUGGCGUACGCCAAACAAGAGAAAAACAAGAGUGAUAACCAAGAACUUGGUGCUAGAAAAAGUAGGAGGAAGCUGAAAGAAGCCAAAAAUAACAAAAAGAAGUCUGGUGAUAAUGAAAAUUCUGAUAAUGAACCAAUUGAAAUCAGGAAGUCUUUAAGAUUAUCAGCAAGCCGUACCAAAGACGAUUGUGAUACUGAGUGCGAACUAGUUGAUAAAAAAUUAUCCCAAUCGCAACUAGUAGAACGAACGAUGUGUCUGUGCACGAUAAGCACACGCCUCUUCAUGUCCGAUCCGGGAAACGACGAGGUAUUCUGCUGCGCCGUGGACUCGAUGGAUGACAAACUGAUCGGCUGCAACAGGCUGGCCGAUCUGGAUUCGCCGUUGCUGCGGCCCUCUCAACGGGUUCCUUAUACAAUUAUGUGUGAGCUGCACAGGAACAGGAUGCUGAGGCACAACUGUUGUCCCACCUGCGGCAUAUUUUGCACACAGGGGAUAUUUUUGGAAUGCGAAUCCAAACAUCAGUUCCACCUAAACUGUCAUGGCAUUGUGGAUGGUAAAUUUAAUAGUUGUCCACAUUGCGGCGACACGAAAUCGGCUUCCAGAAUUAAAAUGACGAUGCAGUCGCGAGGAGCACCAAUAAUACUUAAGUCUCAAACCAGCAAUUAUAUGGCCGUUAAAAUGCAAAGAGUAAUAUCCAGUGCCUCGUUAAACAAUAGUAAGUGUUUCGACUUCGUCCUCAACGCAACUAGAACUGGACGGACCCAGGAGUUAGCCACAUUAUUAACCACGUCUGUGAUCGACAUAAAUGAGAAGGUGCCAAACACCGAGGGCGGCACACUCUUGCACUAUGCCGCACGUAUCGGCAACCGACGGAUCGCACGGCUCCUCAUUCGUGCCGGGAUCGAAAUAGAUUUUAUGGACAAUAACAACAGCACAGCCCUAAUGGUUGCCAUCAUCUCUCGGAAGAACAAAGUGGCUUCCUACCUCAUCAAGAUGGAAGCCUCUGUUCACAUAAAGGAUUAUAAUGGAAUGACACCGUUGCACCUGGCAUCCAAGACCGGGAAUUUAAAGGUGGUCAAGCAAAUCUUAAAGUCGCCGAAAUUCGUAUGGGGCCUGAUCGAUAUGCAAGAUCGUGACGGAUGGACACCUCUAUGUUGGACGUGCAGCGACGCCACCAUUGACGUUUCCGGAUUUCUGUUGAGCUUGGGCGCCGAUCCGAACGUGCGCGAUAAGGAAUCGAACACGAUUCUUCAUUGGGUGGCGUUCAGCGGGUGUUUCGCCGGGAUGGAUCUACUGCUGGAAAACAAACGUACUGACAUUAAUGCAGUCAAUAUCCACAAUGAAACUGCCCUACAUAUUGCUGCUAGAGGUGACUGCUACUCUUGUGUCCAGUUACUUUUGGACAAGGGGGCGAAUUUAUCCCUUGCAAACAUACGUAACGAAACUCCAAUGGCCUGCGCACCCAUGUUGAGUCGAAGUUAUAGGUUAAUCUUUGAAAAGAUUCAAUCGACGUGUCACACUAUUAAAAGUGAAGGGGGUGGAGGAGUUAUCGCGCAAGCUAUUACGCCAUUAUGUUAUGGUAUUAAAAAAGCUGAAUCGUGUGAUCCGUCCUAUUUUAAUGCAGUAGAAGUUAUUGAAAUGUGUGAUUCCGAGGAUGAACCGGAACCAUCGCCCCCUAAACAGCUAAAAUUAGACCACGGUAAUAACAAAGCUGAAAAAGUAGUAGUACUGGAUAAUCAGCAAAUAAGUAACGUUCAUAUUUCUAAUUAUGAGAGACAAAUUGCCAUUCAAAAAGCAAUAAUUAAUAAUAUGAUGAACAUUAAAGGUUCGUUGCCAUCGAGUGAUUCCGAAAUUACAACCGAUUCGGAGGAAGAGGAUGUAACGGUAACAACAACAACAUACGAGUUGUCGACUAUUGGAAGUAGUCGAAACGACGGGCUUGUAAAAGUUAAAGAGUGCCAGUACAUAAUUGAACCAGAAGAAACAUUGCAUAAUAAAAAUGAAUCAAAAGUUGAACAUAAAAAAAUUAAAGAUGAACCUUCAACAACGCAAAACGAAGAUCAGAAUGUGGAAUUGGACGAUGAAAUUAUUAGAGCAUGCAAUAAUAUUUCAUUCCAAUCAGAAAAAUCCAAUUCUGUUACACCCGAGAUUGUAUCAACCAAUCACACAUUGGAGUCUACCAAUCAAAGUAUGCAAAAAAUUGAAGUGAGCGUUCAGAAUGACGCAUCAAUGCAAAUGGAAUCUAAGCCACCCAUUCAAAAGAUGUUCGUUGGUAUGGAAACAAUUGACGGUGAAUCAGAUGAAGAAGUUGUAUUUAGCAGUGCAAGAUUUAAUAAAACAGAAUCUAGUCCAAUAGUAGGCAAUGAAAUUUCUUUGACAGUUGAGCCUGACAUACAAAAUGACAUAUAUAAAUUAAACGUGGAAGAGUAUAAAAAAAUAAUGGACGAAUAUAUCGAAUCAGGUAACGAUUGUGUAAUGUCUGAAACCUAUGAUUCAAACUUUGCUAGUACUAACACUAAUGUACCAAGAAUUACUGACUAUGGUUAUGUUAAUUCAUCAUCAACUAAUUCCGUCAAUUCUGAUGAAAUGGAAAAUGAGAAUACUGCCUUAGACGAAUCUGAAUGUAACUUCAAUGUCAGAAGAAUUGUGGUUGCACCUGGAAUCUUCAGCAAUGGAACUGAACUUGAGCAAGGUCCACUCGCUGGGUCUCAGGAAAACAAUUCUCCGACAAUGAUCGAUCCGGUACAUGUUGGAAACAGCGAUAACGAAAUAAAUAGAAUUUCAGUUGAAUCCAUUUUUAAUCAAGGAAAUAAAUCUAUCGCUGAGUAUGGCAUUAGAAAAACCCCACCGGAGGAAGAGGCACAUCUCGAAUUUAAUGACGACCUUAUUGUUAUUGAUGAUGAUGAUGAUGAUGAUGAUGGGUCAGUUGGACCUUUUAAGGAUUCUGAACCCGUACUUGACUGUACAUUCGAUCUCAGAAAUGUAAAAACUGAACCAAUCGACGAGGAACCGGUUAACCCAGCUUGCAUCGAUCAAGAAAUGGACUGCGAUUCAGAUUACGACAACGACCAGGAUGAAUUUGAAGAUUUGGAGUUCCUGUCCGACGAUUCCUCAAGUAACAUUUUAAAUCAUUUUCCCUCUAAUUUCAACAGCACCUUUUCCAGAUUCAACCACCUCCUCUCCUUAGAAAAUAAAACGUCCCCUUCAUCCUCUUCUGUCGUUUACCUUUCCCAAAACAAUAAGCAAAUAUCUAUAGAAUGUUUGAAUUUGGUGGACGAUGAAGCGGCUCCAAGCGAUUUUAACUACAUAACUUGCAGCAAAGCUUCCGCGGAUUAUUCAUCGCUUCCAACUUGUUUGAAAUCCAAAUGUUGUUGUUAUGCGGUUUCUUGCGUUUAUACCGGAAGUUUGGGCGAUGGAUUUGAGCACAGUUUACAGCUAUUCAAGACCAAAUCUAAAGGUUGGGCACUGCGGACUUUAAAUCACAUACCUGCCGGUGCCUACGUGUGCGAGUAUGUGGGAGAGAUUUUGACUGAAGAGGAUGCGAAUCUUAGGGAGGACGACAGCUAUUUUUUUGAUCUCGGUUUUGAGGGGGGUGUUUCUUAUUACAUAGACUCCAAGUACUUCGGUAACUUGUCGAGGUUCAUUAAUCAUUCGUGCAAUCCAAACGUAUUGCCUGUUAAAGUUUUAAUUGAUAGUCAAGCAGUAGCAGUUCCCAGGAUUGGUUUUUUUGCAAUACAUGAUGUUUUACCAAAUGAGGAGAUAAGUUUUGAUUAUGGAGAGAAGUUUUGGACUACAAAGUGCAAACUGUUUACUUGUAUGUGUGGAGACAAAAACUGUAAAUAUUCAACUGUUGACAAAAACAGGUGAAAAAAAAAAUCAAUAGGUUGUAAUUGUAUGCGGUAAUUUUUAUAUGAUUUUAUAAGACUGUAAAUUCUAGUAAUUAGGUAGGCGCGUUUAUCUUAAUUUAUUCGUAGUCAGUUGGUUAGAUUUAUAAUCGAAUUAGGACCUGAUCUUUUGUAUUUACUUUCUCUGGACCAAUUGAUUUUCUUUAUACAAGUCACUGUUAUGGUAGUACAAUUUUUAUGUAUUAUAAUUUGUUGAUAAUGCAUAAUUUUGUUACUCAAUAAAGUUUAUGUUUGUUUUAA